This is a messenger RNA of Mytilus californianus (California mussel), 1326 nucleotides long. RefSeq lists its product as uncharacterized. The coding region runs from base 1 to 1326 and encodes 441 amino acids. The transcript has 5 exons. The record is from RefSeq and is a predicted model, not a curated record. Lineage: Eukaryota; Metazoa; Mollusca; Bivalvia; Mytilida; Mytilidae. Gene Ontology annotation, molecular function: protein binding.
AUGAUGUUUGCUUUUUGUUUUGCUGCUAUUAUAGCAGUAGUUCAGAGUGGUGAACAAGAUGUCGUGGCAUUUACUAAAGGUUUGGUGGCCCAUGCCCAUUUAACACAAGGCGACUUAGUAACCUAUAACAAGGACAUUACAAAUAUCAAUGCCGUGUUUACAAGCGAUGGGAAAUUCCAAGUCCAAAUACCAGGCAUUUAUUCCUUCCAUUUCUACUCAUUAAGUAGAAGCGAUUCUGAGAUUUGGUUGGAGUUUCGUAAGAAUGAAGACUACGUUGCUUCUAUUUAUGCCUACACAGCUAGUGAUUGGGCUGAUGCUGGGAACACCAUAGUACUGGAAUUACAGGCUGGUGACACAAUUUUCGUCAAAGCUGUUGAGGAUUACGACAACUCCUUAUAUGGGGCAGCUGGUGAAAUCUAUACGACUUUCACAGGAGAGCUUAUGUUUUCUGAAAAAUCUGGUGUUGCAAACCCUAUAGCAUUUUCCGCCGGACUCACGAAAAACAUCUCAUUGCCAAGCGGAACCAAUGUACUGUAUGAUAAAAUUAUAACAAAUGCUGGUAAUGGUUUUGAUAUAACCACCGGAGAUUUUGUGGUCCCACAAGAUGGCACCUAUAUGAUUCACUUUAACUCUUUGUCAGAAUUAGGAAUGGAAAUGUGGUUGGAACUAUAUCUUAAUGAUCAAUAUAUCAACUCCGCAUAUGGUCAAGCUCCCCAUACAUGGGCAGAUGCGGGAAACAGUGUCAUCUUGGACAUGAAAUCAGGGGAUCGAUUAAGGGUGAGAGGCAGAAAAGGAGAAAACAUUGUCCUGUAUGGACAGCCAGAUGAAAUUUAUUGUAUCUUUUCUGGUGUUAUGUUGACAGCGAAGAACGCUCCAGCAGCUGGUGCGAAUGCUGGGCAAAUACAGGCAUUUGCUGCAGGUCUUACAAAAAAUCAAAACAAUGGCGUAACAACUACAAAAGUCACGUGGGACAAAGUAUACACAGACCAUGGUAGCAAUUUCAAUCAAACAAGUGGUGUCUUCACCGCUAAAAUUUCUGGUGUCUAUGUGUUCAACUACCAUGGCAUGGGACAACAAGAUGAAGAGGUUUGGCUGGAACUAUACCAUAAUUAUGUCUACGUUAAUUCCCUUUACGGACACGCAACUCAUGGUUGGGCUGGCGGCAGUAAUUCCGCUGCGCUUUAUUUGGCAACAGGGGAUACUGUCUAUGUAGAUAUGAAAGACCAUUCAACGAAAAUGUAUGGGGAUGUUGAUCAAAUUUAUUGUACAUUUUCUGGAUAUCUUCUAGCACCUAUGAUUAAAGGAAGUCCAAUUGUUGGAAGAUAA